AUGUCCUGGAAGAAGUUAGAAGGAGCAAUCCAAAUAUCAAGGAAGCUUUCAUACGGUCAGAUAACGCCGGAUGUUAUCGCUGCACAACUUAUCCUUUCAAUUCCGGCUAUACCAAAGAGAGUUGGCAUAAACGUUCGACGUUACGAUUUCAGCGAUCCCCAGUCUGGAAAGGAUAUUUGUGAUCGACGUAUCGCCGUAAUGAAAAGUUAUAUGCAUCGGUAUCUCAACGAAGGAAAUGACAUUAAUUCGGCAUCAGAUAUGAAGAGAGCACUUGAUUCGUAUGGUAAUGUCAAAAGCUGUAGGGUUGCCGCCGUUGAUGUCGAUGUAUCAAAACAGGUCAUGACUGAUCAUAAGUGGAAGGGAAUACAGUCACUGAAUAACUUUGAAUUUCUGAGUACAGGAAUACGAGUCUGGAAAGCGUUUAGAGUUGGCAAAGGUAAACUUCUGAAGAACAAAGUGCUCAAAGAUAUGGCAAGCCCCCAGCCAAGCACAGGCCUUUGCGUUAUCGAAACAUUCAGUGAUCCGAAGGAAGAUAAGGGUGUGUUUAAGAGAAUCCGAAAAGAAAACAGAUUGACACAGGAGGCGGCUGAGAAAUCAGAUGGUACUCCCUCAAACGAUAUAAGUACAGCUAGAGGUUUCAACUGCCCAGAUGUUAACUGCAUCAAAGUAUUUGUAUUCAGUAGCGCCCUUGAUCGACAUCUUGAAUCUGGAAAGCACAUGUACCGAGCACACCAUGAAUCAUCCGUUGACUCCAUUAAAAGAAAAUGGAUACAAGCUUGCACAUCUGUAGGCACUGGCGCAAAUGGUGCCAGAGACCUAGAGAAUAACACUCUUCAUGAAUGCAGUGGUGUAGCUAAGGCUAGUGCAGAAGUGGGCUGGGCGUUAAAGAAGUCUAAAACCAGAGGUCGUUACUCAGAACAUUUAAAAGCAUAUUUAAAGAAAUUGUUCUUGGAAGGAGAGGAAACAGGAAGAAAGGCAAAUCCAUCAGAUGUGUCAUCAGGAAUAAAGAGCCUGAAAACUGAUGAUGGCAAAAGUAAAUUAUUUGAAUGUUCGGAUUGGUUGACAGCGCAACAGGUCAAGAGCUACUUUUCAAGAUUAAGUGUUCUCAAUAAAUGCGGUAAACUCCACGCAGAUGAUAUUGCUGAUGAUGAAAUUCAGGUGCUGGAGGAAGCCUUGGUACGACAGGAGAAAGUAGAUGCUAUCCAUUGUGCUAUAGAAUUAUAG
This is a messenger RNA of Paramuricea clavata, 1224 nucleotides long. The record is from the annotation of a GenBank genome assembly. NCBI's taxonomy places the organism in Eukaryota, Metazoa, Cnidaria, Anthozoa, Malacalcyonacea, Plexauridae.